Molecule: messenger RNA, 2179 nt
Organism: Sesamum indicum (sesame)
Lineage: Eukaryota; Viridiplantae; Streptophyta; Magnoliopsida; Lamiales; Pedaliaceae
Source: RefSeq, a predicted model, not a curated record
GCCCGACAGCAAAGGCCAAGCAUGAGUCAAAUCACAAUCCUUAGCACGAAAUCAGAAACGACGCCCAUAAAUUCUGGUCAAAAUCCCUAAUUGCAUAGAGCUCAAGAGCACGAACUUCACUCUUCUUUUUCCUAGAUGCUUGGCAAUGGCUCAAACAGUGGAAAACGACGUUCAGUUGGAAGGAAAUGCCACUGAGUCCAAUCUAAAGCCACAGCGCCUCAAAAUCACCAGGUUCUCUGAUGACAGCGACAAGAAGAUUUUACUGAAGAGACUCAAAGACGUUGAAAUCUCUGUUCCAAUAGUCUAUGGAACAAUUGCUUUUUGGCUUGGUAGAAAGGCCACUGAAACUCAGUCACACAAGUGGACGGUCUAUGUGCGUGGAGCAACAAAUGAGGAUCUUGGUGUGGUGAUUAAGCGCGCUGUAUUCCAAUUGCAUCCCAGUUUCAAUAACCCUGUUAGAGUUGUUGAAUCACCUCCUUUUGAGUUAUCAGAAUGUGGUUGGGGUGAAUUUGAAAUUGCCAUUUCCCUGUUCUUCCACAAUGAUGUUUGUGAGAAGCAGUUGGAUCUGUAUCACCAUCUUAAGUUGUAUUCUGAAGAUGAGAGUGGUCCACAGUCAACCAAAAAGCCUGUCGUUGUGGAAACUUACAACGAGAUUGUCUUCCCUGAUCCAUCUGAGGAUUUCUAUGCUCGUGUCCAGAAGCAUCCUGCUGUAAUUGUGCCUCGUCUUCCAGUCACCAUAAACUUGCCUUCUGUUCUUGCUACAAAUGUAGAAGAUCUGAAUGAAAAGAGAGGUGAUACCAAAGACCACCCGUUGAGUCAAUGGUUUAAUAAUUUCUCAGAGGCAGAUGAGCUAUUAAAACUUGCUGCUGCUCGUCAGCAGGUAGGUCCCCUGACCUCCUGAUCAGGCCCAAGAAGAGCAUGCUCUCUAGUUGGCCAGAAGAGAGAAUACCACUUGGUUGAAGCGGUGUUUAAGGAGUUUGCAGUGGAGGUGAUUGCUCUUUUUGUCGUUUCAAGCGAGGGAGGUAGGUUUUGAAGAGGGUGCUGCCGGGUGUGAGGGGAAUAGUGGGUUUUGGGAUGGUGAUGCUUAACAAGGAGAUGUGGUGGUGAUGAUUGGGUAUACACACUUGGUAUGGCAACCUCAGUUCAUCUCAGCUGGAAUGGUUGAUUAAUUGAGAUAGCAGUUAUUUAUAGAUAUAACUAAAGUACCUGUAUUGAAAACUUUCUUUCAGAUAUGGUUUUCAUAAAUAUCAUAUUUAUAAUAAUUUAAUAUAUAAUGUGCUCCUAGUAUCUUACUGUGAAAAAUUGGAAAACUAUGCUGAAUACUACGGUAAAUAUUGGGGUUCCUUGACAAUUAAAUACUUAAAAUUUUGAUAAUUCAGUUAGCCUUCGGUUAAGUGUUUGGGUUAUGGUUAAAGAAAUAGAAUCUGCCAGUUGAUUAAAUAAGUCUAGUGGAUAUAAUUGGAGGGAUAUUGGGGAGGAGCAGGAUCCUUUCCUAUUCAGUGUAGGAAUGAGGCAACUCUUUUGGUUUGUGUGUAUGUUAUGUUAUGCCUAAUUAGUGGUGUAAGAAAUGCAUUGCCAAUUUUGGGAUAAACUUUUCCCAAGUAUGAUGGACUUCCUUUCCAUUUCCAUUCUCUCAUGACUAUGGCAAAAUCAUCUCUGUUUGCUGCUUGUGGUGCCGUGCCUCUGAUCUUUCGUCUCUGCUUUAGAAUCAGAGAAUGCAUCUAGGGUUCUCUCCCUCGUCCGCAUCCUCUAAAUCUAGCAGGCAAGGGUAUUUAAUAUCAAUGUAGAUUUUUGUUGGAGAGGGAUGAAAUUAUCUAAAAUGGCUGUCUAGUUACCAUUUCACUUCUGUUACAAUUACUUUAUAAGAUCGAUUCUAUGCCAUAUUCUGGCACCAUGAAAGCAACUCGUAUAAUAUACAUACGCAUGCAAAGAUAUUUGAUUGAUGAAUGGUAAGUGUCAAAAGAAGCAUAAAUCAACCUAUGGUUGCAAAUCGCUUAAUUUUCUGGUACGCGCUGCUUGCAAGUAAUCCCAACAUAAUUUCCAGUUUUGCUUUUCAACACGCGCACGUCAUGUUUUCAUCGAAAUCUGCUGCAUGAUUGCUUCUUACUUUGGAGGACUUUUUUUUUUUCUCCGUUGCUGGGUAUUCUAAUAUUAAGCUGGUGGUUAAUAUGAUGUAUUC